AUGUCGACUCCCGUCAAUCAUCCUCACCCUCACCCUCACCCUCACCCACACCCGCACCCGCACCCGCGCAGCCACAUCUCUGCCCAAGACGUCCGCAAUGCCUCUUCCGUCGACGACAUCCGCGCCACUCUGCACGAGUUGUCGCAACGCGAAGCCGCCGUGACCGCCCGUCUCGACACGUUGCUUGCGUCCCAGCAACACCUCUCGCGCCAGCUCAAUCGACUGCACCUCGCACGCGCCCAGCUCGCACCUCACGUCGUGGCAACGCGUAACAUCAGCAAUGCCAUGCUAUCCGAUGCUGCCUCCACUGCGCAUCGAAUAUCUGGCGCCGUGAAGAAGCUUGACCAGGAACAGGCCGCUGUGAAGGCCACGCUCCACGUCGUCGAGCAGGUUGCUGACCUGAAAGCAUGUGUGCUUGGCGUCGAUGGAUCAAUGGGCGCCUCGCAGCAUUGGGAGACCGCGGCCAACUACCUUCACCGCGCUUCCCAAAUUCCAGACGCCAUCAUCGAUGGAGCAUUUGCCGAAGAAAUCGUCCCCACGGCAGAAGUGCCCGAUCCUCCCAGGAAGACUCUGCAUACCGCUGCGGAAAGUCUAUGUGGCUUGUUCCUGCGAGAAUUUGACAAGGCCGCGAGCGAGGGCGAUGGAGCACGCGUGACUCGUUUCUUCAAACUCUUUCCUUUGAUCGGAAGAAGUCACGUCGGUUUGGACGCAUAUGGCCGCUAUGUGUGCAGUGGCAUUGCAUCCCGCGCCCGCAGCAACAUGAGCUCUACCCGGCGACGAGAUGGCAUCUUCUACGCCACAGCCCUGACCAAGCUGUUUGAACACAUCGCUCAGAUCGUCGACGGACACGAACCGCUCGUGGAACGCCACUAUGGUCAGGGCAGCAUGACCAAAGUCAUCGAGCGCAUCCAGGUCGAAGCUGACUCCCAAGGAGCACUCAUCCUGGACACAUGGGCCGAAGAAAGGCAACUGACCAGAAGGCUGACUGAUGUAAAGAGUUACCCCUUCAAUUUCCUCGUGUCCAGUGCUUUGGCCUCACAGAAAUCUGCCUUGCGACUCCGAAGCAGCUCGCCUGCACCCGCUUCAGGCCGACCGAGCGAGGAUGAGAGUGUAGACACGAAAGACGUCGAUGCCUUGCUCAAUGAGUCUGCCAUCAUGCUGGGACGCUGGUCUCUGUACACUCGAUUUCUGGCCACCAAGACGGCAAAAUCUUCCGACGAUACUCCUGAUUCCAAGCUCCACGUUCCCGCUUUCAUCGUACACAGUACAUUGCAACGAAAAGUCACCGAUCUCCUCAUCGACCCAUUCAACCAGAUGGCCACAUUCUUCUUCCGCCAUUCUGUGGAAAAGGCUUUCCAGAUAGACGAGCCACCGCAGGACUUGACCCUCAAUCCCAACAAACAGCUUGGCGCAGCACCUCCCUUCAUUACCUCCGCUGUGGACGACGUAAUGUAUAUCGUCAACCAAGUUCUGCAGCGCUCUCUUGCCACUUCACAAAAAGCAGUGGCUUCGAGCGUCAUACCUUCCGUCGGCAGGGUUCUUGGCUCCGACUUCUUCACAAUGGAGCAACGCAAGAUGAGAGACGAAAGCUAUCCUAAACCCGCAGUCAAGGGAGCUUUACCGCCUGAGCAGCUCAUCAUUUCUUUCCUCGUGCUGAUCAACAAUCUUGACGUGGCCACCGAUUAUGUGAAGCGCAUUGUGAGCAGUUGUCUUGGCAAAGCUGCAAGUCAGCCACAGGCACAGCAAAACGGCCACGCACCCGCUUUGACUGAUAAAUUUCCCUUUGGCAACGAAGCGAUGGCAGUCGAGAAGAAUCUACGCAGCAUGGAGACAGGAUUCGAAGCAAAGACUGCAGAGCUGAUCAACGAAGCAGUCGAGGUAAUGCUCAAGAUGGUCAUGCGGCCACGGCUCCGUCAAGUCCUAAUGGAGACCUUCCGUGAAGUUGACUAUGCAGUUGACACUGAUGAAGCUGGCCAAGCUCCUGAAAGCGGAACCUCCGAUGACCUUGUCCCACAGCGCUUCGAGCGCGGCUGGCAGGCUUUCACGCUUCCCAUUAAGCGUAUUGCCACCCCACACGUCUUCGACAAGCUGAUCACAGGCACAACCAAGCAGCUCGCACGACUCCUGGAGAAUCGUAUUUGGAGCUACCAAGGUAGAGUGAACGAACUCGGGGCCGUUCGCCUCGAGAGAGACAUUGCAAACAUCGUCGCCGCUGCUGUUAAAGGUGGCAAAUACGAGCUCAGAGACGCCUUUGCCAGGGGCACCCAAAUGACCUUGAUCAUCAACAUGGAAGACGAUGAGUGGGAAGAAAUUGCGAGGCUAAGUGGCGAACAAUUAGAACGCGAAAGUGGUGUUCAGUGGCAGCUCGAUGGCGAAGAAAGGAAGAGAGCUCGAGCAUUUAUUCCUGGCUGA
Molecule: messenger RNA, 2412 nt
Organism: Pseudocercospora fijiensis CIRAD86
Lineage: Eukaryota; Fungi; Ascomycota; Dothideomycetes; Mycosphaerellales; Mycosphaerellaceae
Exons: 2
Coding region: 1-2412 (803 amino acids)
Source: RefSeq, a predicted model, not a curated record